UUCACAAUUUACGAAUUAUAAUUUAGUUUGAUAGUACCAAACGGCUUAUAAAGUGUUCUUUAUCAUUAGAAAGUGAAGGUACGUUACAGAAAUUUGUUUUUACUUUCCAUUGAGCAGUGUUAUGUUUUGAAUUGACUUGAAAAUAAUUUAUCUACUGCUUUUUUUUUCUCAAUUUCAACCUGUUGGGUGCGAACCAACUGCACACAUAUACUUGAACAUAUAGAAUGUAAAAUGCCCGAGUCAUGUGCUAAAUGUAAAUUGAAGAAAAGGGAAGAGAAUCUUGUCGGAUGUGAGGGUCCAUGCGGUAAUUGGUACCAUCCAGAAUGUGUUUUAUUAAAUGAUGCUGAAUUCAAAUUACUACACAAGUCCCGUAAUCUUUAUUUCAUUUGUAACACUUGCAAGAAUAAAAUUAAAAUUGUCGAUAAAACUAAUAAUGACCAAUUCAAAACAAAAGUUGAUGAUAUUGAGUCUAAUAUCAAUAAGAUGAUAGCCGAAGUUGUCACGUCUACAAUUUUCGAAAGUUUUCGCCAGGAGAUAUUUCAGAAGUUAGAAUCUUCAUUUGUGAGUGUUGAAGCCAGCAUUAAAGAUUUAAUCUCUCAAAAAUUGACUACACCAAGCGAGCCAAGUUAUUCCGAUGUUGCUAAUAGGUCAAAAUUCAUUCUUCAACCUAAAAAUACUACUCAACCCAUAGCUGCUACCAAAGCCGAAAUCCUACGAAGUAUUGACCCAAUUAAGACUAACAUUAAUGUUUCAAAUGUAUCUACUACACGUCAAGGUGCCUUGGUUAUAAGUUGUGAUAACAAAGACGAUUCAUCCAGAUUCCAGCAGAUUAUCAACACCAAUUUGGGCGACAAAUACGAGAUGAAGUCUAUUUCUUCUUUACAUCCGCGCAUUAAAGUCACGAACAUGUCCGAAAAAUUUGAUGAUCCUAUUCUACUGGACUAUCUUAAAUCCCAAAACAGAAGCUGCUUUAACGAAAACUCUACCAUUGAAAUUAUAUAUACAAAACCGCAUAAAAGAAACAGUAAAUUUUUCCAAGCUGUCGUACAAGUUGACACGGCCACCUAUCAUAAGGCUAUGAAACUCGGUAAGCUCACUGUUGGUUUCGAUUUUGAUUGUCCUGUUUAUUGUGCUGUUGAACCACGCAGGUGUUAUAAGUGUUGGGGUUUACAUCAUUUAGCAAGCCAAUGUACCAAAGCUGAACCAACCUGUCCUAAAUGUUCUCUUAAUCACGAGCUCAAAGACUGUAAAUCUAAUACCAAUAAAUGCAUUAAUUGUACUUAUCUAGUAGCAAAUCAUAAUAUAAAUACCUCUGUCAAUCAUGUAGCAUGGGAUAAAGAUUGCCAUUACUAUAAACGAGCUCUGACAAUGUUUAAAAAUAAAAUUGUACCGUUACCGUCACAGUAG
This is a messenger RNA of Psylliodes chrysocephalus, 1407 nucleotides long. Lineage: Eukaryota; Metazoa; Arthropoda; Insecta; Coleoptera; Chrysomelidae. The record is from the annotation of a GenBank genome assembly.